Diaporthe amygdali is the source of this 759-nucleotide messenger RNA. Its product is annotated as Norsolorinic acid ketoreductase 2. The record is from RefSeq and is a predicted model, not a curated record. Lineage: Eukaryota; Fungi; Ascomycota; Sordariomycetes; Diaporthales; Diaporthaceae. The transcript has a single exon. The coding region runs from base 1 to 759 and encodes 252 amino acids.
AUGAGCUCUCCUGCGACCUACUUCGUCACUGGCGCAAACCGCGGCAUUGGCCGCGGCUUUGUCGAGAGAUUCCUCCAGAAGCCCUCAACCACUGUUAUUGCCGCCGUUCGCGACCCCUCACACCCUACAUCCAAAGCUCUUGCCGAUCUGCCAAAGGCCCCCGAGACCCGGCUCAUUGUCGUCAAGCUGGACUCUACUGUGCAGACAGAUGCCGCUUCUGCUGUGGCUGAGCUCAGCGAACAGGGAAUCACCUCUUUGGACGUUGUAAUUGCCAAUGCCGGCAUCGCUCAGGAUGGUAGUAGCGUGCGCAACACCUCAGUCGCGAAUACGCAAAAGCAUUUCGACAUCAAUGUGAUCGGCCCCUUGACCCUUUUCCAGGCCACCGCCGACAUGCUCCAAGCUAGCAAGACAGGCAGCCCCAAGUUCGUUACCGUAUCGACAGUUGUCGGUUCCAUCGGUUCCCAGGAGACUUUCGCGACCUUCCCCCGAGUUUCAAGCCCCUAUGGAGCCUCCAAAGCGGCCCUGAACUGGUUUAUUCGUCUCCUCGCUUUUGAAGAGCCAUGGUUGACCAGCUGGACAUUCCACCCUGGGCUCGUAGAAACGGACCUAACUUCUGGCGGCAAUAUGGACUUGAAAGCUUUGGGAGCUAUCUCUGUGGAGACCAGUGUUGCGGAUAUGACUAAAAUCAUUUGGAGUAUGGAGUCCAAAGAGCUCAGUGGAACUUUCCGAAACCAUGAUGGCACCAUGCUUCCCUGGUAG